AUUAGACAAAUAGUCCAUUGCAUACCAUCCUGUCUAUGCUACGCGCUGCAGUCACCGCUGUCACCUUGCGUAGCCUGUCACGGCCUCGACUGCCCUCUCCGAUCGCAAGGAUGUCCAGUACUGCGCUCCCUAGCCUCGAGGCGCCGGGAGACAAGACUCCGGCUGCGUCCCCGGCUGUCAAAGCCAAACGAAAGGCCAACGAUUCUGCCUCCGCCAGUGAACCUGUCGAGUCAAGCAUCUCCAAGACCAAGCCCAAGAAAUCGAAGAAAGUCGAAGCUGAGGAUGAGCUGGAAGAUGCCACCUCGAAGCCAAAGAAGGAUAAAAAGGUCAAAGAGCCAGUCAGACCACUCGACCCGUCCCUGCCUACGAACAAGACGAUACCCGCAGGUCUCAGCUUUGAGACCCCCGCACGCCAGCCAGACGCUGUCCGUCUGACUGCAGUCAAUCUCAGUGGCAUGGCAGCGUCGCUCAAGAAGGGCAUGUGGACAUAUCUCGAAGCGGAGGAUGCCGACGUUGUGAUCAUGACCGAGACCAAGAUCGCCUCUGAGCCAGCUCAUGAAGGCAUACAGGCCAAAUACAAGCAUCGCUACUUCUCCGCUGGUGCAGAGAAGGGUCAGGCAGGCACUGCCGUCCUGUCAAAGAUUGAGCCGCUGUCUGUCGCCUACGAUUUGCCCACCUUAGCCGAGCCCGGCAAACUCGCUGGCAGGCUCGUCCGCCUCGAAUUCCCCUCGCUGUAUGUACUGGGCACUUACACGCCCAAUGCUGGCCAAGGCUUGAAGAGCAUGCCCCGCAAGCAAGACUGGAACGAGGCCUUUGAGCGAUACCUGCGCGAGCUAGAUUCGGUCAAGCCUGUCGUUUGGAUGGGCGAUCUCAAUGUCGCGCCCACCUCGAUAGAUGUCAGGAAUAGCAAGAAGAAUUGGGACAAAGAGCCCGGGCAUACUGCUAUUGAGCGAGACGCAUUUGUACAACAGCUCCAGCCGACUGAAAGCGAACACAAGCCUCUCAUCGACGUCUGGCGCCAUCGCAACCCUGAUGUGGAACAAUAUACCUAUUACUCCUACCGUUUCGAUUGUCGCACCAAGGGCAUCGGCUGGAGGCUUGACUACGCUAUAGUAUCAGAGCGUAUGCUUGCUCGAGUGCAGGCAUGCGAAAUUCGCCAGAUCGCUUAUGGCUUUAGUGAUCAUGUUCCAAUCAUGCUCGACUUGCAAGGUCCGCUAUAGGUCCAGGAGUAGCAGUAGCCGCCAUCACAGUGAUGCGUUGCCUGCC
This is a messenger RNA of Mixia osmundae IAM 14324, 1266 nucleotides long. RefSeq lists its product as uncharacterized. Gene Ontology annotation, biological process: base-excision repair. Lineage: Eukaryota; Fungi; Basidiomycota; Mixiomycetes; Mixiales; Mixiaceae. Bases 111 to 1220 code for a protein of 369 amino acids. The transcript has 2 exons. Gene Ontology annotation, cellular component: nucleus. The record is from RefSeq and is a predicted model, not a curated record. Gene Ontology annotation, molecular function: double-stranded DNA 3'-5' DNA exonuclease activity; DNA-(apurinic or apyrimidinic site) endonuclease activity; phosphoric diester hydrolase activity.